CAGUAUAAAAAUUUGGUAGCGCUGUCUCUCUCUGUCCGCUCUAGUCCUCUACUGCAUAGUGCAUACCUCUCCUCAUUUUAAACCCUAAUUCAAAAUUUGAGUUCAGUGAGUGUGUACUAGCAUGGAGGGCAGGCGGAGGAGUGCAAGAAUCCAGAUGUUGGAGAAAAAAGCUCCUCCUCCUCCAACGGAUAGUUCCGACCCAGAGCUAGAGGAGGGAGUGGAUGAUGGGAGUAGAAGGAAGGUUUACAAGCGAAGAAGAACGGAUAUAGCUCCCACUUCCAAACCAAAGCCAAAGACAAAGCCAAAGCCAAAGCUGCCCAAUGACGGAUCUACCGCUUCGGAUUCCAUCUCCCCAGCUGCUGUCUCCAGUGGCGCCGGCUACUAUCUAGCUCCCACUAUUGACGGGAAUGAGAAACCCCCUUCUCUCAAGGUGACGGAGACCAUUCGUCUUUUCAACAAGCAUUAUUUGCACUUUGUCCAGGAGGAAGAUUUAAGGUGUAAGAAAUUGGAAGCAGAUAAGGCGACUAAAAAUUCAAAGAAAAAUAAUGCUGUUGGCGAAGAUGAUGCAAAACGACCUUCUAAGAGACCUGAUCUAAAAGCAGUCUCUAAGAUGAUGCAGAAUAAAGAGAUAAUUAAUGCUACUAAAAGAUUUGGUGCCAUCCCAGGGAUUGAAGUUGGGCAUCAAUUUUUUUCACGAUGUGAGAUGGUUGUAAUAGGAUUCCAUAGCCAUUGGCUCAAUGGCAUUGAUUACAUUGGACAAUCCAAACAACGGGAGUUUAGCGGUUAUAGAAUGCCUCUUGCAACAGCCAUUGUAUUAUCUGGCCAAUAUGAGGAUGACCAGGACAACUAUGAGGAAGUUGUCUACACAGGUCAAGGUGGCAAUGACCUGUUAGGAAAUAAACGCCAGAUAAAAGAUCAAGUCAUGCAAAGGGGUAACCUAGCCCUCAAGAACUGCAUGGAGCAAUCUGUACCUGUUCGAGUAGUCCGUGGACACCGAUGCCCAAAUAGUUACGUGGGUAAGGUUUACACAUAUGAUGGCUUGUACCAGGUAAUAAAAUUUUGGGCUGAGAAAGGCAUAUCUGGAUUCACAGUCUUUAAAUUUCGCCUUAAACGUAUUGAAGGACAGCCUCCCUUGACUUCAAAUCAGGUUCAUUUUGUUCGAGGUCGUAUUCCAAAUUCAGUCUCUGAAAUACGAGGGUUGGUAUGUGAUGAUAUUUCUGGUGGCCUAGAGGACAUCCCCAUUCCAGCAACUAAUCUGGUUGAUGAUGAACCCAUUCCACCUCCAGGGUUCACUUAUACCAAGACUUUGAUAUGGCCCAAAGAUAUAGCUAUCCCUCCUACUGGCUCUGGAUGCAAUUGUCGGGGCACGUGUUUUGACCCUAACACUUGUGCUUGUGCAAAGCUGAAUGGUUCAGAUUUCCCGUAUGCAGAGCGAGAUGGUGGCAGGCUAAUAGAACCCAGGGCUGUGGUUUUUGAAUGUGGUCCAAAUUGUAAGUGUGGAGGUACUUGCGUCAAUCGGACCUCUCAAAGAGGACUAAAGUAUCGGCUUGAGGUCUUUCGUACUCCAAAUAAGGGGUGGGGUGUUAGAUCAUGGGAUUAUAUACCUUCUGGUGCUCCCAUUUGUGAAUACAUUGGGAAACUGAUUAAGACUGAUCAGAUAGAUCCCUCUUCUGAAACAAAUUAUGUUUUUGACAUUGACUGCUUGCAAACAAUGAAGGGUUUGGAUGGAAGAGAGAGGCGUUUGAGAGAUGUUUCAUUGCCUGAGUAUGUUGAUAAUGGUGAUGAAAAGGCUCUGGAUGCUGCACCAGAGUUCUGCAUUGAUGGGUUCUCCACUGGUAAUAUCUCAAGGUUCAUCAAUCACAGUUGUCAGCCAAAUCUUUUUGUACAAUGUGUUUUAAGCAAUCACCAUGACAUUAAACUGGCUCGAGUGGUGCUAAUGGCUGCUGAUAACAUUCCUCCACUGCAGGAGUUGACAUAUGAUUACGGGUAUGGUAUUGAUAGUGUUUUGGGUCCUGAUGGAAAGAUUAAACGAAUGCCUUGCUACUGUGGAGCUCCAGAAUGUCGGAAACGCUUGUACUAAUUCAUUUCUUUAAUAUAUACUGUAUAAUACAAUUUCAACUGUAUCUCCACCCAAUGGCUGCAUUGGCGUCCUUUUAUUUAGUACUUUUUUUCUUCUUCUUUUAAGUUUAUUGUGUAGGAAGAAUAUUGUCAUCGCUUUUUGAAAAUGUCAAAUCCCAUUGCCAUUGACUUGCA
Molecule: messenger RNA, 2253 nt
Organism: Ipomoea triloba (trilobed morning glory)
Lineage: Eukaryota; Viridiplantae; Streptophyta; Magnoliopsida; Solanales; Convolvulaceae
Product: histone-lysine N-methyltransferase, H3 lysine-9 specific SUVH4
Exons: 15
Coding region: 122-2080 (652 amino acids)
Cellular component (GO): nucleus
Molecular function (GO): protein binding; histone methyltransferase activity; zinc ion binding
Source: RefSeq, a predicted model, not a curated record